Molecule: messenger RNA, 1218 nt
Organism: Entelurus aequoreus (snake pipefish)
Lineage: Eukaryota; Metazoa; Chordata; Actinopteri; Syngnathiformes; Syngnathidae
Exons: 4
Coding region: 192-1094 (300 amino acids)
Source: RefSeq, a predicted model, not a curated record
AGAUGCUCUGUCCUGUAAGAUGUUCUGUCCUGUCUACAUCGAGUUCAUGAGAUGCUCUACUCUUCUGCAUCAAGUUCAUAAGAUGCUCUUUCCUGUCUGCAUCGAGUUAAUGAGAUGCCCUACUCUUCUGCAUUGAGUUCAUAAAGUGGUUCCUCUCUAUCCUGGGCUUCAUCAUCAAUAUCGACACGUUGAUGUCAAUGGUUCCUGUGCUGCUUGAAGGACAGCGAUAUGUCCUGACCUACAGGUUCAGCCAGGACCACUUGGAGCUUCUCUUUAACUCCAUCAGAGCAUCCGGUGGCUGGAAUAACAACCCUAAUGCCAGCCAGUUCAAGUACAUCUUCCGAAAGCUGAUGGCCCGGUGUGGGGUUGUUAAACCAAGCAGCAAAGGCAAUGUGACUGCACAGGAUGACACAGAGUCCCUACCAGCUGUAGCAAUGUCCUCUGCUGCCCAGUCCUACCACAUCGACACAUCUACAAACCUGUCAGCUGUAGAUAUGUCCUCUGCAGAACAAAGAGAAGAUCUUCCAUCCCCGUUUGCUGACAUUCCUGCCCUUGUACAUGACCACAGCUACCUUCCCACCCGCUUCGAUGGUCUUGUGGACAACGCUCUCGUGUACAUUUCAGGAUUUGUUGUGCGACGGACGGUGAAGAAGCUGUCCUGUGAUGUCUGCCGUGCCAGCCUGGUGACGGACGCUGCAUCUGCCAGUAAGGACAAGAGCUACCACCUGCUGACUCUAAGAAACAAUGGAGGCCUGGUGAUUCCGUCUGAAGGCACGGUGAGGGUCGUCAGGGCAGCAGAGUGGGUCAUUCGCCAGGCAUCAGCAGAUUCCAGACGAUCACAGCCCAUCAAACUGCUAGAGGUCCUCUACAUUGUGCGGAAGAGGAUAGGUUCAGAGGAUGUGUUUUUGCUCGGGGAGCACAUCGGCGACACACAGUAUGGCAUUGACAGUCACCACCAUACGCUGGUAACAUUAGUUGUGUCCCUGUUUUUCAAGCUAAGGCUGCACCACAUUGCAAAAAUCAAUACUCUGAGCUUACAGAGUGGCAACAUGAGACAGAAGCUCACCAAAGCAGUCCUUUUCAAAGGGCAUUAGCUCCAACUGUGUGUGCACCGUGUGUCUUAUUGGUUUUGUGUUGUACUGUAUUGUAUUGUGUGCAGCUGGUCCUUGUCUCCAAGACAAAAUAAAAUAACCUUGAACCUUGAAGCCCCAUCUCUCC